AGCCUCGCCGAAAUGAAAUCCCGCGACGCCAUCGUCCUCAUCGUGUGCCUCAUCACCGUCUUCGCGCUCCUCUUCGCCUGGUGCUGGUACAAGGCGGCGACGCGCGCCGUCACGGCCGAAGUCCACGAGAUGCGGUAUCGCAAGGACGUCGAGGCUGCUGCUGCUGCUGCUGCGGCUUCGUUGCAGGAAUAUGCGUCGAUUUGGGCACACUUGCGCACCGGGAAGAGCGAGCGAGGCCACUUCACGCUCUGGAUCAAUUGCAUGGAGUUUGCCUACACCUCGUGGGCACGGAAACUUUUAACAGCUGCGUUGUUUGAUACUCGGACUCGGACUAGCAGGGGCGGACUACGGACGGAUUAGCCAAUGGAAGGAAAUACAAUGGCUUUACCUACG
This is a messenger RNA of Trematosphaeria pertusa, 393 nucleotides long. RefSeq lists its product as uncharacterized. The coding region runs from base 13 to 360 and encodes 115 amino acids. Lineage: Eukaryota; Fungi; Ascomycota; Dothideomycetes; Pleosporales; Trematosphaeriaceae. The transcript is spliced from 2 exons. The record is from RefSeq and is a predicted model, not a curated record.